AUGUCUCUAAUUCCGAGCUUUUUUGGUGGCCGAAGAACAAACGUGUUCGACCCGUUCUCGCUUGACGUAUGGGAUCCUUUCGAAGGAUUCUUGACUCCCUCGGGGUUGGCAAACGCACCCACCAAGGACGUGGCAGCGUUCACAAGCGCUAAAGUAGAUUGGAGGGAGACACCUGAGGCGCACGUGUUCAAGGCGGACUUACCAGGGCUGAAGAAGGAAGAGGUGAAGGUGGAGGUUGAAGACGGAAACAUACUUCAGAUCAGUGGACAGAGAAGCAGUGAGAACGAAGAGAAGAGUGACACGUGGCACCGUGUUGAGAGGUCGAGUGGGAAGUUCAUGAGGAGGUUUAGGCUGCCAGAGAAUGCGAAGAUGGAGGAAGUGAAGGCGAGUAUGGAGAAUGGUGUGUUGUCUGUUACGGUGCCUAAGGUCCCGGAGAAGAAGCCUGAGGUCAAAUCUGUUGACAUCUCCGGUUAA
Messenger RNA from Arabis nemorensis, 474 nucleotides. NCBI's taxonomy places the organism in Eukaryota, Viridiplantae, Streptophyta, Magnoliopsida, Brassicales, Brassicaceae. The record is from the annotation of a GenBank genome assembly.